AUGGAUUAUAACCAAUUAGACAAUAAUAGUAAUACAUCAUCCACCACUGGUGCUGCCAAUCUUUUAUCUCAUUCAAAUUCAAUGAAUACAUCAAAUUCAACCAUGCCGGAAUCCCAAUCUAUUAAUCGGUCUGACAGCAUUUCUUCAACCACUUCAAAUUCAACCACUAAAAGUGGUAAAAAGAAUAUCCCACUUGAAUUAACAGCUUAUGGUACAACUCCUCUGGGUAAACCAAGAUUAUUCGUAUGUCAAGUCUGUACAAGAGCAUUCGCAAGAUUGGAACAUUUAAGAAGACAUGAAAGAUCCCAUACCAAAGAGAAACCUUUUAGUUGUGGAGUUUGUCAACGUAAAUUUUCAAGACGAGAUUUAUUAUUAAGACAUGCUCAAAAAUUACAUGCUGGUUGUUCUGAUGCUAUAACUAGAUUAAGAAGAAAAUCUAUCAAAAGAUCAAGCAGUAUGUCGAACUCAGGUUCGAAUGAUAUGAUGUUGGAUGAUGAUGACGAAGAUGAUGAAGAUGAUGAAGAAGAUGACGAUCAUACUUUAAUUGAUAAUUCUCAUAACAUUAAUAAUAAUAACAAUAAUAAUAAUAACAAUUCUAAUCAAUCAUCAAAAAAUAAUGAUAAUGUCGAGUUUAAUCUCAAUCUUUUCAAUCAUGAAUCAAAUAUCGGUAUACCCUCAACAUCUUCAACUGCAGGAAAUACAGUUAAUAAUACUCCAAAAUCAAAAUCAAAAUCAUCAAAAUCAACCUCUAAAGUUUCUAAAUCAACUCCAAAGAAUACUUCAACUUCUUCAUCAUCUAAUUCAACUAGAAAAUCAUCCAUUGUAUCUACCAAUAAUUUACAACGUCAAGUUAUAGAUAAUAAUCGUAAAAAAAUCAUGGGUAGAAAUAGAAGAGGAGCAUCAUUUUCAGCUCAAUCAGGUGCAAAUUAUGCUAUGAGUAUAUCAGAAUUUAGUGAAAUGUAUCCAAAUUCAGAUAAUGUUGAAUUUUCAACUCCGCAAUUAAUGCCAUCAACUAUGAAUGAUGAAAUGAGUUGGUUAAAUAAUUUAUCCACCAUUCCUGGAUUAUCAGAUAAUGCCAAUACUCCAAUGAUGAGACAAAAUUCAAUUUCGUUAAAUCAUGAAAAUCAUGGUACUCCUCCUAUAAAUGUAUCUCAUCAUGGAUCAUUCUCAUUGGCUUCUUCGACUAAUACUGGUAUGAUUCAAGGUAAUAGCAAUAGCAAUAGUCAUCUUCAUCAUUCAAUUUCUCGAAAAUCUUCAAAUUCCAUGAGUCAAUCAGAAAGUUUGAAUAGCAUUAAUGGAUUUGAUAAUUUGAGUUAUAUGAUGCCAACAGCAACCAUUACUAAUCAGGAAUUACAAAAUGGUGUAGCUGCUGCUCAAGCUGCUCAAGCUGCCAAAUCAACCACAUCUUCAUCCAAUAAUAACAAUAAUAAUACUAAUAAUACUAAUCCAUCUAAUGUCAAUAAUAAUCAACUUCAUGAAGAUCCACCAAAUGAUUUCGGAUACUCGUUUUAUGAUAUUCCAGAAACUGUUUUAUCAGCUAAAAUGUUUGAUAAUUUCAAUGCCGAUUUAGAAACUCAACAUCAUCAUAAUCAUCAACAACAUACUCAACAACAAUUAUCAGGCUUGGGUCCUCAUCAACAACAACAACAAAUGCACCAUAUGUUCAAGUCUUUAAGUCCCAUCAAACAAGAAUUAGAUGAUGAAAUAAUGGAAGGCGAUGAUCAUGAUGCAACUUUCCAACAUCCUUUAAAAUCUCAUAAAACCGCUGUUGCCACUCCAUCAACUAAUUUUAAUGUCCAUAAUAAUAACAAUAAUAAUAAUAAUUCUAAUACUGCCAAUGCGAACUUUGAUCUCAAUUUCUUAAAUGAUAUUGAUGAAUUGACUCAUGAAUUCGACGUUAAUGCUAAAUUCAUGCCUAAUGGUUAUUCAUUCUAUGGUGAUAAUCCUUCAGCUUCUUCAUCCGGUAUUGAAACCAAUUCUCCUCAAAUUCAAAGUCCUUCUUUACAUUAUGGUCCUGGUAGUACUGCUUCUGCAACUGCAAAUUCGGAUAUGCUUAUAGAUAUGAAUACAUUAGAUCAUGCUCAAUUAUUGAAUAUUGAAACUACAUUGGAUAGUUCGAGUUUUGCUCAACCUCAACCACCUCAACCUAUUCAAUUACAACUGCAACAACAACAACCAGGUCGCCAUUAUAGUAUUCCUCAAUUACAACAGCAACAACAACAAGCAUCAUUCAAUCAAUUCAGUAAUAGUCAAUUUGUUCAAACUAUGGUACCACCAGCUCAAUCUAAUUGGAAAGCAAAAUAUAAACUAAGUAAUUUUUCAAAGAAUAAGUUAUUCACGAAUAAUUUAAGACAUAUGAUUAAUAAAUCCUUAUCUAAAUAUCCAAUUAGUGGAAUUAUGACUCCAACUAUUCCAACUAAUGAAAAGUUGGAGUUUUAUUUAUCUACUUUUGUUAAGACAUUUUUAACUCAUUUCCCAUUUAUUCAUACUUCUAAAUUGAAUGAAUAUGAAGUUAUGAAUAUGACUGCUAAUGAAGAUAUUAAUAAUGAAAGUUCCAGAGUUUGUUUACCAUUAUUGAUUGCCACUAUUGGUGCAUUAUUUUCCAAUAAUAAAAACGAUAGUGAACAUCUUUAUGAAGCUUCCAGAAGAACCAUUCAUAUUUAUCUUGAAAGUAGAAAAAAUUCAGUUGGAAGUGAUAAUGAAAGUAGUGGAAGUAAGAAGGAAAAGGAUUCAAAUUCGACCAUUAAUCCAUUGUGGUUAAUUCAAUCUUUAACUUUAUCAGUGAUUUAUGGUUUGUUUUCUGAUAAUGAAAAUAAUGUUUAUAUUGUUAUUCGUCAAUUGAAUGCUUUAAAUUCAUUAGUUAAGACUUCAAUCAAGAGUAAUAGAGUUAUUUUAUUUUCUAUUAAUGGUGAAGAUGAAGAAAUCUUUAAUCAAUUAAAUUCAACUAUUCAUGCUACAACUCCAACUAAUAGUAGUAAAACUGGUAGUAAUAACAAAAAUGGUGGUGGAGGAUCAUUAUUCCCAAAUAAUUUCAAUGAUGAAUUGAAAUUCAAGAAUAAUAUUAAUAUUCAAUCUCAAAUCAGAAUUGUGUUUAUGAUUUAUCGAUUAACCAAUUUCUUAUUGAUGAUGUAUAAUGUUCCAUUAACUUUAAGUAUUAAUGAUUUAAAUAAUUUAUUAAUUCCAAAUCAAGUCAAUGAAACAUUAUGGGGAUUUAAAAAUUAUCAAGAAUUUCAAGAAUUCGAUCAUAAGAAUAAUAACAAUAAUUUUUCCACUACUACCAUUGAUGGAUUUUUAAGUACUGGUGAUAAGAUCAUUUACAAGGAUUUAUUAUUGAAUUUAACUAAAAAGGGAGGUUUAACUAAAUCAUCUACUGUUAAACAAUUGAAUCAAUUAAGUAAAUAUGGUUUCAUUUGUAUAAGUCAUGGAUUAUUUGAAAUUAGACAAUAUCAAGAAAUGAAAAAUAUUGAUAUUUCUUCAAUUUUAGAUUAUUUAACUAAAUUCAUUCCAACUACCAAUACUACCAAAUUGCAAUCUCAAGAUUUUGAAAAGUUAGAUUAUGCCCUUUUAGUUAAUUUCAUUAAAAUUAGUUCAUUAAUUGAUUUUAAAUUAGUUAAAGAACAAAGUUGGUUAAGAAAUUUCGAUGAAUUAACUAAGAAUUUUAAUAAGUUUUUAAUUGAUAAUAAUCCUCAAAAUGCUAAUGCUAAUAUUAAUGAUAAUGAUUAUUUAAAGAUCAUUGAUUGUUGUUUAAUGAUUAUUAAAUUAGUGUUGUUCAAGUCUGAAGAUGUUACUGAAGAGGCUACAAAUGGUGGAAUGUUUAAUACUGAUUUUGGAUUCUUAAAUAGUAAUGGAAGUCUUGAUGCCAAUCAACCAUUCCCUCAACAUCUGCCUCAACAAAUACAACGUUCUCAUUCGUCCCCUGAUAAUAAUCCUGAAUUCAAUAGUUUAUUGAUUGAAGAUAAAUCCAACAUUGUUAGUGAAAAAGAGAAUAGUUUAGUUAAUUUCGAAAAAUUCAUUCAUUUAAGAAUUUAUGAAGAGUUUGAUAAUAGUACCAAUUCCAUCUUAUCACAAAUGUUAUUCCAUGUGUUUACUAUCUUAGCAGUAUUUUCCAUUUACAUUAUAAGAAAGAAUGCUAAUAAUGAUGCUGUUAAUAAUAGUAAUGAUAAUUCACCAGAUUUAUUAUUUGAAUUGAAUCAUCGUUUUAGUAUGACAUUAAAAUUAUUGGAUAAAGUUGAAAAUUUCUUAAAAUUGAAGUAUAAUAUGGCUGAUCUUAAUAGUGUGUCCAGUAAUGCUCCUUUCAAUCCUAAUAAUAUCAAAUUAGAAAAUGAUUUUACUAAUUUAUACUUAUUCCAAGGUACAGGCGGUAGCCAUAACAAUGGAGAAGCCUCUACAUUAUCUUCUUCAGAUGGAUCUAAUAAUCAAAAUUUAGAACAAACAUUGAAUAUUUUAAAGGUUGGAGAAACAGUGAUGAAUUAUUUAUAUGAUUCCAACAUUAAAGUAUCAAUCUUUAAGAAAUUGAGUGGAAGUUUAGCUCAAAUCAGAAAGUUUUUAAUCGAUAAUGAAUCAAGAAUACUUUCCUAG
This is a messenger RNA of Scheffersomyces coipomensis, 4578 nucleotides long. It is a transcript of the gene ADR1, whose product is annotated as DNA-binding transcription factor. Gene Ontology annotation, molecular function: RNA polymerase II cis-regulatory region sequence-specific DNA binding; DNA-binding transcription factor activity, RNA polymerase II-specific. Gene Ontology annotation, cellular component: chromatin. The transcript has a single exon. Lineage: Eukaryota; Fungi; Ascomycota; Pichiomycetes; Serinales; Debaryomycetaceae. Gene Ontology annotation, biological process: regulation of transcription by RNA polymerase II. Bases 1 to 4578 code for a protein of 1525 amino acids. The record is from RefSeq and is a predicted model, not a curated record.